Molecule: messenger RNA, 1535 nt
Organism: Capsicum annuum
Lineage: Eukaryota; Viridiplantae; Streptophyta; Magnoliopsida; Solanales; Solanaceae
Product: serine/threonine-protein kinase D6PKL2
Exons: 2
Coding region: 114-1499 (461 amino acids)
Biological process (GO): protein phosphorylation
Cellular component (GO): plasma membrane; nucleus; cytoplasm
Molecular function (GO): ATP binding; protein serine/threonine kinase activity
Source: RefSeq, a predicted model, not a curated record
AACACUAUGGUUUUUUCCCCUUACUCCCUUUCAUUAUAACUCACCAUACAAAAUUUCCAUCAUCUUAUUACCUUCUUUCUCCAAUAUUUUCUCUUCUUCUCUCACAAAAAACCAUGUUAACAUCUCCGGUCCAUGAUUGCGCUAGCUCCUCAGCAUCUCCAGCUGUCAGCUCGACCACGUUAGAGGUAGGGGAAGUUCGUGUUAGCACGGACACGGAAGUGGAAACAAGCAUAUACAAUGCUCAUACCUCAUUUUCAACCUUUACAAAGCCCCAUGCAACGUCUAGCGAUCCAUGCUGGAACACCAUGCGACGUGUCCAAUCAGAAGUUUUGAGUUUGAGCCUUGAUGACUUUUGCUUCAUCCAAAAACUUGGGAGUGGUGACAUUGGCACUGUCUAUCUUGUUGAGUUGAAGGGACAUAGUAAUAAAGGGUGUUUGUUUGCAGCUAAAGUGAUGGAUAAAGAGGAAUUGGUUAGUAGGAGUAAAGAAGGUAGAGCAAGGAUAGAAAUGGAAAUAUUGGAUAUGUUGGAUCACCCUUUUUUACCUACCCUUUACACUACUUUGGACACUGAUAAAUGGUCUCUUUUGUUAACUGAGUAUUGCCCUGGUGGUGAUCUUCAUGUUCUCCGGCAGCGGCUGCCGGAGAAAAGAUUCGAUGAAGCUGCAGUCCGGUUUUACACAUCAGAAGUGGUGGUUGCUUUAGAGUACUUACACAUGAUGGGAAUAAUUUAUCGUGAUUUAAAACCAGAAAAUGUGUUAGUAAGAUCAGAUGGUCAUAUAAUGUUAACUGAUUUUGAUCUCUCACUAAAAUGUGAUGGUUCAAUAGUAAUGCCUCAACUUGUUCAUGAUGAGGGUAUUACUAGUCCCAAGCUAGGUCAUAAUUCAAAUGAUCAAUCCUCCAAUCAUUCGCCUCCGUAUAGUUCUACGUCUUCGUGUAUUCUACCCAAUUGUAUCGUACCACAUGUCUCGUGCUGGUACUCUAAACACAGACGAAGAUGGAGAAGAGGAGGAGUGGGUUCUCAGAGACCACUGAGGUUGGUAGCUGAGCCUAUCGAGGCUCGAUCAAUGUCGUUUGUUGGGACACACGAGUACCUGGCCCCGGAAAUCGUGUCGGGGGAAGGUCAUGGGAAUGCCGUGGAUUGGUGGACGCUAGGGAUUUUCAUGUACGAGUUGCUUUAUGGUGUGACACCUUUUAGAGGACUUGACAACGAGUUCACCCUAUCUAACAUAGUCGCUCGAGCCUUUGAGUUCCCUAAGGAGCCAAUCGUCCCAACUAUGGCUAAGGAUUUGAUUACCCAACUUUUGGUCAAGGACCCUACUAUGAGAAUGGGGUCCAUGAUGGGGGCCACAACAAUCAAACAACAUCCUUUCUUUGAUGGGGUAAAUUGGGCACUAUUGAGAUGUACAACCCCACCUCAUAUUCCCCAAAAUUUCAACAGUACUAGAGACAUUGUCUCAUCUAAUGAUGAUGAUGAUGAUGAUUAUGUAGAUUAUUAUUAAUGAUGUUUUAUUCUUUAAGAAUUUAUUUUUCGAGCA